UACGCUGAGGCAGGCAGUUGCUACGACCGCUGGCGAACGGUGAAAUCAGAGAUUGUGACAUCAUUGCCGCAAAAGUUGAACUCGGGACACUUCGUAAGGAUAUCCAUUCAUAUCUGGAACUGUAUCGGCGUACUUAAGAUUUACUCAAACAGAAGACAUUACACGGGGGGAUUUCUAUACAAAUCUCUAAGGAUAUUCCAAGAGAAGAUGCCUUCCGAUAUAAUGGAAAAAAACUCAUCUUCUCCGGUUGCCGCGACUCCGGGGAGCAUGAAUACAACCCCCGAUAAACCCAAAACGGCUUCAGAGCACAGAAAGUCUUCUAAACCCAUUAUGGAGAAAAGAAGAAGAGCAAGAAUCAACGAAAGCCUGGGACAGCUGAAAACACUGAUCUUGGAUGCUCUGAAAAAAGACAGCUCCAGACAUUCUAAACUUGAGAAGGCAGACAUCCUGGAGAUGACAGUGAAACAUCUGAGGAACAUGCAGCGGGCACAAAUGACUGCUGCCCUGAACACGGAUCCCACCGUUCUUGGGAAAUACAGAGCUGGAUUCAGCGAAUGCAUGAACGAGGUGACCCGGUUCCUGUCCACCUGUGAAGGGGUUAACACCGAGGUCAGGACCCGACUGCUGGGUCACUUAGCCAGCUGCAUGACACAGAUCAACGCCAUGAAUUAUCCAACACAGCACCAGAUACCUGCAGGGCCUCAUCCGACCUUCAGUCAGCCCAUGGUUCAAAUCCCAAACGCGACUCAGCAAGCCAACGUUGUGCCCCUCGGUGGAGUCCCCUGCAAGAGCGGGUCUUCCCCAAAUUUGACUUCUGAUGCAACAAAACUGUACGGAGGUUUCCAGCUUGUACCCGCAACAGACGGACAAUUCGCUUUUUUGAUCCCGAACGCUGCCUUUGGCCCAAACGGCCCCGUUAUUCCAGUGUACGCCAACAACUCCAGCACACCGGUCCCAAUGGCCGUGUCUCCGGGAGCACCGUCCGUCACGUCAGAUUCCGUUUGGCGGCCUUGGUAGACUAUGACGUAAAAACUCUUAAAAGACUCUUAAAGACAAAUGACACUUGUUUUCUUUGAUCAGCGUUACUUUUUUGUUCUUUUUAUCAAAUGUGAUUUAAGAUAUAAUGCACUAUAUUUGUAUUUGUAUAGCAAGUUCAUAUUGAAAUAAGUUUUGUAUUGUUGAAUUACUUUCAUUGCAUUUUUAUAUUUGCGGUAUCUUUUCUACGUUGUGAUGCCAAAGAUAUGUAGAAUGCGCUUUCAAGUUUCUUCUUUUUGGAAGACAAAUAAAUGAAAUAUAAAAAAACA
Triplophysa dalaica is the source of this 1304-nucleotide messenger RNA. RefSeq names its product hairy-related 6 (gene hes1). NCBI's taxonomy places the organism in Eukaryota, Metazoa, Chordata, Actinopteri, Cypriniformes, Nemacheilidae. Gene Ontology annotation, molecular function: DNA-binding transcription factor activity, RNA polymerase II-specific; protein dimerization activity; RNA polymerase II cis-regulatory region sequence-specific DNA binding. Gene Ontology annotation, biological process: regulation of transcription by RNA polymerase II; anterior/posterior pattern specification; negative regulation of neuron differentiation. Gene Ontology annotation, cellular component: nucleus. The transcript is spliced from 4 exons. The coding region runs from base 208 to 1017 and encodes 269 amino acids. The record is from RefSeq and is a predicted model, not a curated record.